Molecule: messenger RNA, 888 nt
Organism: Colletotrichum graminicola M1.001
Lineage: Eukaryota; Fungi; Ascomycota; Sordariomycetes; Glomerellales; Glomerellaceae
Product: transcription initiation factor IIE subunit beta
Exons: 1
Coding region: 1-888 (295 amino acids)
Biological process (GO): transcription initiation at RNA polymerase II promoter
Cellular component (GO): transcription factor TFIIE complex
Source: RefSeq, a predicted model, not a curated record
AUGUCUUCUCUUCUUGAGAAGCAAAAAGCGGCCUUCAGCAGCUCGCUCGCCUCGGCAGCGAGCAAGCUGACGUCCAAAAACCAAUCGCUCGCACCGCCGUCGCCGUCUCCAUCGGUCGGCAGUUCCAAAAAUGAGACAACGGCACCGGGAAAGCGCAAACGCGACCCCAACGCGAUCGUCUACUCCCAGCCGCAAAACACCAGCUUUGGUCAGGAGGUGUUCACCCAGAUGCAGUAUGCCCUCGAGUGGCUGAAGGGCAAGGAUGAUGCCAAGACGGCCACCGAAAUCUUUGACCACCUGGGCCAGACCCGCAGCACAGACAAGCACAAGCAACAGCUUGUUGAGGCCAUGCGCCGCCAUCCCCGCAUCCAGUGGAUUCCUGACCCCAAGCUCUCGGAGCAGACGUGGAGGACAGGCACGUACAUCCACCGUCCCAUCAUCCCCGGCGUCCGAGACAAAAUCUCGCUUCUACGCCACCUACAGAGCAAGAAAGAUGCUGAGGGCACCUCAGUGAAGGACCUCAAGGACGGCUGGCCGGACUGCGAUCAGGCGCUGAUGGAGCUUGAACGCGAGCACAAGAUCCUCAUCGUCAAGACCAAGAAAGAGCAGCACCCCCGCGCUAUCUGGCUCGAUGACGCCUCGCUCCACCACCAGGUUGACGACGAGUUCAAGCGCAUGUGGAAUGCCGUCGAGGUGCCCACCACGGAUGACAUUGUGAAAAAGCUCGUCUCCGUCGGGCAGAAGCCCGCCAGCGCCGACCCCAGCACCAUCAAGAAGGUCGACUCCAAGAAGCAGCAGAAGAAGCGUGCCGUGCGGCGGACCGGCAAGACGACGAACACUCACAUGGAGCACCUGCUCAAGGACUACAGUCACAUGGUCAAGCGAUAG